This is a messenger RNA of Bursaphelenchus xylophilus (pine wood nematode), 3548 nucleotides long. The record is from the annotation of a GenBank genome assembly. NCBI's taxonomy places the organism in Eukaryota, Metazoa, Nematoda, Chromadorea, Rhabditida, Aphelenchoididae.
AUGAGCAAUCGUUGUAAAAUAUGUGGCGAUGCCUCGAUCGGGAUUCAGUUUGGAGUGCGGGCGUGCCGCGGCUGUAAGUCGUAUUUUACAGGAAAGGUACCAAAAUGCGACGCUCAGAUUUUGAUGAAACUUGGGAUAGAUGUAGAAUAAUUUUUGCUAAGAUAAAUGGGAGAGUUUUAACUCACGCUUUGCAGAAACGACCGAGAUUUCUUACGAUUAGUCGAAAGUUGGAAAAAAUGUGAUGAUUUUUCGCAAAUUUUGGCAUGAACAGAUUCAAUAUAAGUUUGAUGUUUAUUUUUGCUAUAGAGGGUAAUGUUUGCAUAAAAAAAUAAUUUUUUCCGCUUAAAACCGACAAAAAUGUGACUAAAAAAGUUUUUUCUGUGGCCACUCUCCGCAUUGCGCAUACUCUCUUGGCCACAAAGAUCGUUGAAUAUCUCGGCUGCCGCUGCAAAGCGCGAGCUAAAAUUUUUAAGAAUUAAUAUGUCAACUAUCUCACAAAUUUUUGCAAAAUUUAAAUAAAGUUUGAGCGUCGCACGUGGCCUUAGCGAACAAUUUAAUUAUGUAAUCAUGUAUACGUAACAUAAAAAAACAAUUUUCUCUUUGAAGGCAGCGCUUUUUUCCGUCGGACGAUUGUCGAGAAGAGGCAGUACGAUUGUUGGCGGAAUGAGAGAUGCAAGGUUAUCCCAGGUAAAAAAAAUGUUUUUUAUGUCAUUAGUUGCGAAGAGGAAAAUAAUCACUUCUGAAGGCCAUGUUGUUUCCAGGUGUUCGAAAUUCUUGCCGAGAAUGUCGCUUCAAGAGGUGUGUGAAACUUGGGAUGAAAGAAGAACGUAAGCAUUAUAUAUACAAUCCUAACCGCAGUAGCGUUUAUGAUACAGUACUUAAAGUAAGGGACCUGAUCCAUUGGCCAAAAACGUACCAUUUUGCAUCCGGGAAGCAUAAAAAAUGUUGCAAAAUACCUCCAUUUCCAAGUGAAAAACUCCGAUUUCAAAAGCCCGCCAGCCUUUUUUUGUGAGAAAGUUCAAAACGGAGUUUUUUUUAUUUGGAGAGGGAGGCAUUUUGCCACAUUUUUACUACUUCUCGGAUGCAAAAUGAUACGUUUUUUGCCACUGGAUCAGGCCCUUCACUGUAAGUAUUUUGGACAUUUUAAAAGCCUUUUAUGAAAAAAAUGGUUUUAGGAGUUCAGCCGAGACGCGACAAAAACAUGACAAUCGUAGUGGCCAAUCCCCUUACACCACCGCACACUCGAAAAGAUGUCCCAACAACAUCGAAAAAUUCGGAUGUACUCUCGCGACUCUCCGCAGGCUUUGAGACUUAUAUGAUCGCGAAAAAGGCGGUCUUCAUCACGAAACGACCAGAGUUGGCCGUCUUCGAGCACGACGAGAUGAUUACUGUCCCAGCUAGCGAAAAAGUCGAGCUGGAAAUGCUGACCUUUCCCAGCACAUACGCCGUUCUUCGCGACUACUUUUUGGAUUUUGUUGAAAUGGACAAACAAGUCAAGGUAAGAUUAGCCACAGCAAAUUUACUCUCAUUUUUGAUUGUAGUCAUAUAUACAAUAAAGGACCUGAUCCAGUGGCAAAAAAACAUAUCAUUUUGCAUCCGGGACGUAUCAAAAAAUGUGGCAAAAUGCCUCCCUCUCCAACUAGAAAAACUCCGUUUUGAAUUUCCCUCGCAAAAACAGCCGGGCUUUUGAAAUCGGAGUUUUUUCACGUGGAAAGGGAGGUAUUUUGCCACAUUUUUUAUGCUUCCCGGAUGCAAAAUGGAAAAUUUUUUGCCACUGGAUCAGGUCCGCCACUGUAUUAUUAUACAAUCAAAUACGUAUUCUGUCUUUAGUUCAAAUUAUUGGACGCCUUUUUGGGACGCUUCUACCAAUUGGAGAGGGUCUGGGUGACAGCUCAACGAUUUGUCAAAACAAAGCAGUUCCAUAAGUACGCGUUGUCGGCUUAUGAUUACAUUGAUAUGACACGGCAAGAGGACUUCUUUCAAGAUGACAUAGAGGCGCAGAAGUAAGUGAAUUAUUUAAUUUUAUUUAUAAGCUGACUAUAAAAUUGGGCCAAGCUAGCGUAGAGGCAGUCAAAUUAUUGUACUUUUCACCUAACAGCGGAAGUGCCCCAAGUGCGGUACUUAGAUUUUGAUGAAACUCGGCACAAAUUUAGAAUAUUUUUUUCUAAAAUAUAUGCGAGAAUCCAAGCUCGCGCUUUGCGGAAACAACCGAGAUUUUUAGAUCGAAAGUCGGCGAAAAUUUGAUACUUUUUGCUGAAUUUCGGCACAAAAAGUUGCAUGCCUAUUUCUACCAUAGAGGGUAAUGUUUCCAGAAAAAAUCAAUUUUCUUCGCAUGAAACUAGCAAAGCUAUGGCCAAAAAGUGUUUUUCUCUCUGACCUCUCUCCGCGUUUAGCGUACUCUCUCGGCGGCAAAGAUCGUUCAAUUCCUCGGCGGCGCUUGCAAAGCGCGAGCUUAAACUUUCAGGAAUUGAUGCUUAGUUCAUGACCGACGUGUGUGCAAAAUUUUAAAAAAUUUUGAGCGUCGUAUUUGGGGGUGCUUCUCUUGUAAGCAACCAAUCGGCGAAGCGACAUUUUGUUUAUCAAUCUGACGGGAAGAAAGUAAACACAAUGUCGCUGCGCCAAUGGCGUGGCUGAAGUGAAAAGCAAUUCGAUUUUGUACACAAUUAAUUUUCUUAGCGGCGGAUUUUUGAUGCGACAUUUGCUUAUCAUCAUGAUAAAAGGGGUGUUUACAUAAAACAUAGAUUUUUACACGCAAGCUUGAUAAAUUUCUUAUCAACUACCUUUUUCUAUUUGACCCUCCGCUUUUUGCGCACGCUUGCGUUUGGGAAAGACUUCUGCAUAUCCCGGCCGACUCUGCAAAUCGCUAGCUAUAAUAUAUAACACAGCCUCCAUUUACAGAUCGUUCCAACCAUAUGCCGUAGUGCUUCAACAAUUUGCCAGAAAGAUCGAUUCAUUGGAAGUGGAUCAGAAAGAGUUUGCAGCCUUGAUUGGCCUUAUGGCCGUUCAUAUCGGUAAUCGUCUUCAAAUACAGUGGGGGAAGUGGCAAAGAAUGUACCAUUUUGCAGUCGGGAAGUAUCAAAAAUGUGGCAAAAUACCUCCCUCUCCAAGCGAAAAAACUCCGAUUUCAAAAGCUCUUUUUGUGAGGGAAAAGGCGCGCCCUUCAAAACGAUGUUUUUUCACUUGGAAAGAGAGGCGUUUUGCCACAUUUUUUAUGCUUCCCGGAUGCAAAGUGAUACUUUUUUUGCCACUGGACCGGGUCCGUCACUGUGUAUGCAAAAAUGCCCAUUUUUAUUCCUUUUUCAGUCGCCAGUUUAUACGCCGACAAAGCCGAUAAACAACUCCGCAAGAUCCUUGACGAACUUCAAGAACACGUUUCGAAACGAUACUCAGACAGACAUAAGCGGGUAGCUCAGAUAAUACUGUUGCUGAGAGAUGUGGAGACGACAACGGAGAUGUUCAACGAGUGCUUCUUUUUGGGUGUUGUAGUGAAUGACAUUUACCGGCAAGCACUCGACCGGCUCGGCGAGAUCUCCGAUUAUUAUGUGUAG